UUGAAAAAUGAAACGAAAGAAGGAGAAAGGGUGUUAUCCAAAGUCCAACAGUUGCAGUUAGUGUCUGUCUCCGACCAUGGCAACGUUGUUGUUGGCAAAACCAUCUUCUUUUCCCAAAAUUCCGUGUCCAAGAGUCAGCCACAGCGGAAUUGGAUCUGUGAAGUAUGAAAUUAAAAGCAAAGCGAAAGCGGGUGUGAUGGGACUUGGUCUGUUCCAUUUCCUCAACUUUGUCGAACCCGCUUCGUGUCUUCAACUCCACGAACCCCCCAAUGCCCUCUCUUUGCCCACCUGGGCCAUUCAUGUCUCCAGCGUCGCUGAAUGGAUUAUAGCCAUGCUCUUGGUGUGGCAAUACGCCGACAAAUCUGGAUACACAGCUUGGAAGGGCCUUUCUUGGGGUAUGGUUCCUCUACUUGGUGGAGCUUUUUGUGCAUGCACAUGGCAUUUCUUUUAUAACUCUGAGUCCCUCGAGGUAUUGGUGGCUCUUCAAGCGGCACUGACUGUUAUAGGUAAUGCCACAAUGUGCAUAGCUGCAUAUCGGAUAUACAAAUCAUCCCAAGGCUCCUAGAACUUUUGAAUUUAUGCACGUGGGUAUCUAGAAUCAAGCAUAUAGGCCUCAAAGAAAUCAAAGGCUUCUGCUGAUUGGUAAAUUAUUCUUCAUGGGAUGGAUGAAUAUGAGAAUAGUCUGCUGACAUGCCAUAAUAUUUUCGAGUGAUGAAAAUGGAAACCUUAUCAUAUACUGUACAUUCUUAAUUGAAUGAUAUUCCAUCAGCUGCUGAUUUCAGUCUAUAUUGUGUUUUCUAUGACAAGAUAAACAUGCUGGGAGAUAUGCUCAUUCUUUCUCAAUUUUAUGUAACAUGUUUUUUUUUUUUUGUUAAUUCCUGAGUCUCAAUUCAACUUCGAAUGACUUUUUAAGAUCUUGUAUACGAUGAACAAUGUCCUUAGUCUAGCAUGUUUGUACAUCAAGUGCUUGUUCUGAACUAUUUCUAA
This is a messenger RNA of Cajanus cajan (pigeon pea), 987 nucleotides long. Its product is annotated as YCF49-like protein. Lineage: Eukaryota; Viridiplantae; Streptophyta; Magnoliopsida; Fabales; Fabaceae. The record is from RefSeq and is a predicted model, not a curated record.